Mesorhabditis belari is the source of this 579-nucleotide messenger RNA. Lineage: Eukaryota; Metazoa; Nematoda; Chromadorea; Rhabditida; Rhabditidae. The record is from the annotation of a GenBank genome assembly.
AUGUUUGGUCAAGAGCCCGAAGACGAUGCAACAAUUGUUAACGAUGAGGAAGGUAAUUCGACUCGUUACACGGAUCUAAGCUUUACGAAUUCGAUAGAGGAAAAUGUUGAGGAAUUAUCUGCGGUUGGUGAAGCCGAUUUUCAACUUACACUUGUUGGAGCAAUACUUGGCCGACAAAUUAUUAUUUUUAUAUUUUGUCCAAUUGAUGUUGGACAAAACGUGGUGCUGCCGAUUCCAAAUGUCGAUCACCCCAAGAUCGGCCCUCAAAACUUGCUCGGAGUCGUUACAGGGGUUAAUGACGGUUUCUACUCCAUCGGCACACAAGAUGGUCAUCUUCGUCAGAUGUUCACUAGGAAUCAAAUGGCUCCCUGCAACAACAUUUUCAUCUCCAUCGAUUCGAUCCCAGACAAGGAGACAACAGUGAGAACAGCCGUUGGAGCAGCAUCAAUCACAGGAAGUCAAGGUCACAGCCAUUGCAUGUGCUUGAGCGGAUGCACAACGAAUCGGGAAUAUCCAUCAUUGGUUGUCGCAUUAUCAAACGUCGUUUCAUUCGUCGAGACACCAAUGGAGUGGAUUCAC